UUAAAUGUCAAGUCACUUUUUCCGAAUCCACAGUUUGUCCAGAAACCGUUUGGGUCGAAACUAAAGUGGCGUCUUCAGGGGAGCAGAUGAAUUUAUGGACGCUCCCUGGCAGUUACAUACGGGACAUCAGGGCAGACUUAACAAACGUUUCCUCAAUGUUUCUGACAAGAGUCCUCGAGACGUUCUGAAACUGAGAAGAGACAGAUAACAGGGGACCAGUGACCCCCCUCUGGAAAGGAGUCCUCCACAGAUGGAGGAGGGUGGAGGAAACACCCGCAGCACCGCUGGAUCCAACGCGAUGGAGGACGUGGUGACCAAAAAACGUCGGAAAAGAAAUAAGGAACGAGCAGCAGGCGGCUCCAGCAGGAGGAGCAAAGACAAGGAGAAGAAGAAGAAGAAGAAGGGAGGUCAGAGAAGGACAACGAGCGCAUCCAGCGCUAAGGAGGAUGCAGAGCGGAGGAGCGAAGGAGGGGUGGAGGCGGUGGAGGCGGUGGAGGCGGUGGAGGCCACAGGAAGCCAAACGGAGGAGCGCGGCCCCGUAGAAGCUCAGCAUGUGGGUGAAGACGGCGUGCAGGAUGUGAGAGAACGGCGCCCCCCGGACGCCAACAUGGUGCCGGCUCAGACCCAAACACGGAGACACAAAGGGGCAAACAAGCACACGCAAACUGCACCCGUCUCCCUGAGGAGCCAGGGGACGCAGACCGAGUCCUCCGGGGCAGAGACAGGCCUCGAGAAGACAAAGAGGAGCGAGGAGACAACUGCGGACAGAGGGGGGGACGCCGCUCCGACGCCGCUACAGCAGAACGAGCCGGCGGCGUCUCGGACCCCCGACCGGGAGGCCGGGCCUGAGGAGGAGAGCCCCGAAGCGAGGUCCUACGCCAAAGCGGUGUCUGGAGAGGGAGGGCGCGAGGCCUCCAGGGCGCCAGACAAAGACACGGGACCGCUUCCACGCACUCGCGAGCGGAGCCCGGCGAAAGCUCCGCCUUCUGCUCCGACCUUCACCUUCCACAUCCACGCCGUGCUGGACAAGAAGUUCAACUUCAAGCAGGAGCGCGACGGCUUCCUGCUGUGUUACGAAGGAGGGUUUUCACCUCUGAGGACGACGCAGUCCGUGAAACUAAAGCACGGAUGUCUGGUAGAAGCAAGUCUUUCCGUUGAAGAAAAGGACUUGAAUAGAGGCGAUUGGUGGAGGUAUUGGUACGGAGUAAAGCAGCCGCAAAAAGAGAUUACAGAAAUCAUCAUGAGAAACUUUCAGAUUCCAUCGGACCGCGGCGUGAACGAGGUGCACCUCUACGAAGGCUUCAUCGCUCGGGACGAUGCCGGUUUUUGGAGAAGUGGCCUGAACAUGUUGUUCCAGAAAUCCAAAGCGGCGGAGGUGUCGGACGCCUGGCAGGCCUCGGCGAGGACUCUGCUGGACCGGAUCUUCCAGGCGUGGACCCCGUCAGACAAACAGAGCACCCUCAGCUUGUGCGACAGCCUGGUGCACUUUACACGGAGUCUCGGCUCUGCACACACGAGGAUGACGUUCCCAGACAGCUCGCAUCCCCCUGUGGUCCUGACCUUAGACCUGAUUGCAGAGACUUUGGUUCAGAUGUUGAAAGGCGAGCCGAAGGAGAAGCUCCCUGAAGGCUGGAGGAGCAGCGGCCCUCUGGCUCAGGGCCUGUCCGUCUUCUUGGUCACCGCCAGGUUUGUCAUCAACCUCGGGCCGAGGAUCUGGACUGAGCUGGUUCUCCUGGUGUCUUCAGAGGACGCCAUGGACACCAACCUGGACCGGAUAUCCGGCGCUUUCCAAACACCACAACACGCCGUGUUAGGUCUGAUGAACCGGUGCGUGGAGCAGCAGGUCCCGGAGCUCGUCCUGCUCGUCCCUCUGCUCUUCAGGCUCAGACAGCCGGGAGCCGACUCAGCGAGACUGGGUCCCGCCCCGAGGGAGGAGGACUGGUCGGGACUUGAAGGGGUCCAAUUCUGCAAGUUCAGGGAGAAUAUAAAGUCCAGCCCGGACAAGAGAAAGAGAGUGCUGAGUUUGAUCCAGACGCGCUUACCGUCGGCCGAGGAGACGCCUCUGCUUCUGAUGAGCUGGUCUUCUCUAGUCCCAUUUGAGGACCUCCCCGAGCUCUCAGAGCUGACGGGAAUACCCGCCGAACAGCUGAUCCAGAGUCUGUUGUUCAGACUGCGAGGAUGCGGCAACUCCAACAGAGUGGAGGACAAUGCAAAGAACACUCAGAGAAGCCUGAGCCACGUCCUGCUGAAGCUGGACAAAGAGAAGGACAGAAUGAUGGAAGGAGGAAACGUGGCGCCGACCCUCGCGAGCAGCAUCGCCGUGUUGAAGUGCACGUGCGACGUUGUGCCGCUGGUCCAGUGCUACCAGGCCGCGGUCCUCUCCUACCAGCUGGUGGUGAAACUGGCCGAGAUGUUGGAAGCCAAGCUGAGGAAGGAGUCCUCAGACGACGACUUCAGGACCUUCAGGCAGAAGCUCUUGGACCAGCUGGAACCGGUGCACCAACGGGUCACAGAAUGGAGGGAUGAAGUGCUGCAGAAACCUCUUGUGGCGUCCUCAAAAUCACUCAGCUAUCCAAAGGAAAUAGAGAUGUGGGACGCGCUGCUGAAGGUCGACUGCUCUCUGGGAGACGUUUCCUCCCGCUGGAGGUCGAGUCUGACGAGAGGCUUGAAGAGGAGGAUCUCCCAGGCAGGAGACGAGGAUCAAGUGCUGGUCUGCUGCCUCCCGGCGUCCUCGGCAGCCAUCUCUCAAAGCGGCGAUGUUGUGCAGACGUGUUUCGACGAGCUGUGUCAGUCUGCUAUCAAGAGAAUCUGCCAGAGAGGCCAGGAGGGUGACCUGAUGAGGAGCAUCGCCUCCAAGAGGAAGGACCCCCCUCGUGUUGUGGUCUCUGCCAUUGUGGUUGAAUCCGCAUCUCGAUUCAGAGACUCGGUGGUCCAGCUGCUCCAUCAGUCCGCCAUCAACCACCUGCUGUCUCACGGCGACUGGACGGGGAUGCCGCUGUGUGACGCCGCUGCGCAGGUCGUCCACGGCUGUGUGUCUGCGCUGGAGCGCCUGGUGGAGUCUCUGCUGCAGGGAGACGUGGCCCUGGGACACCUGGAGACCUGCCUGAAGAACAAGAAGGCAUUCAAGAUCCUUCACCAGCAGUAUAAGAAGAACUCCCAACGGGAGACGGUUCCCGUCGAUGCGGACGUGGUGCUGGCUCAGAGAGAGAAGGAUUUGGCCUCUUUCCUGCAGCGCAAACAGCAGAUGACGACACUGAUAAAGAUGAUGGCAAAGGUAGCAGAGAGCAUCACAGUUCCUGAGAUGUCUCCUCUGGAGACGCAGGACACUGAAGACCUCCAGCUGGUCAGUCUGAACAAACUGCUGCUGGUUCAGUCCUUCGAUGCUGAGGGGAGGUUGGGGAAGACGGGCCCCUCCCAGGUCCUCUGGUACAAAACCAGUAUGAAUGUCCUGAGAAUGUCCAGUGAGAUGCACAAGCUGCAUCACAGCAACCUGGUUCUGUCCCGCUGGGUCGGGGGGGCGGCGUCUUUGGCGCCGACCGGCUCCUCCCCUCUCACAGUCACCUUGUCUCAGAUCUGUGAGCUCAUCUGGAAGCCGCUGCUGACGGAGUUCUGCCAGCUCGCCGUCGCCUUCGCCAACGCCAGCGUCACCUUCAGGCAGCUGGAUCGGGUCUUGGCUGAGUCCGGCGACCAGGGGGACGGGGAGCUCCUGAAGAGGGAGCUGCGUCUGAUGUCCGAGACGCUUGACGGGUCGGGGCGGGUCAAACCCGAGGACGGCUGGGUGGAGCUGAGACUGCGUCAGAUCCAGGAGUACCGACAGCUGCGCCAGGCGGCCGCCGCCGCCAGCGCGAUACGGAGAAUAGCCGAGAGAACGGCGCUGUCAGGGGACUUCAGAGAGAUCGACGCCCUCGGCGAGCUGGAAGAGGACAGCUUUCAGGAGAGGGCCCUGGGGUCGCUCAGCGCCGACUUGCAUCGGGCCAAACACCAACUCUCCGCCGUCACCGAGCAGCACACCGCCUGCCUGGAGGAGUACCUGGAGAGCCAAACCCUGGUCAGCUGGGUCAAAGAGAACCUUAAAGAUAUGAGCGACGUGAAGGUGUACGUGGAGUUAGCUUCCAUAUCUGCCGGAGAGAACGACGCGGAGAUCGACCAGGUGGCCUGCUUCCACGACGCGGUGAUGGGCUACGCCCCCCUUCUCUACGGCCUCCGCCCGCACGCCGGCUUUGAGGACUUCAUGAGGUGUGCUCGCCAGGUGUGGGACGCCCAAACCAGAGACGAGAAGCUGCCAGACAAAUUGAGAGAGUCCACUCGCCUGCUGAGCUGGCUGAAGGCGCUGAAGGAGACCCACGGCUCGGUGGAGCAGUCCUCCCUCUCCCUGGCCUCCUCCAUCAAUGCUCACGGGGUUUAUCACGUGGGAUGGUCUGCUCACAACACGGAGAAGAGGUGUCUCCAGAACAUGGUGGCGGUCACAGUGACGAGGGGCUCGGAGGAGAAGCGCUACCAGCUGGAGGAGCUGCUGGAGCUGCAGAACAAACUCAUGCUGAUGUCGUCCAGAGGGGAGCACGGCAGAGAGCAGGUCAACAGGUUCACAGAGGUCUUUGAAGGAGUCCAGCGACUAGGCGCCAUCCUUCUGCAGAUGCAAACGUCCGGCAACAUGCUCUUCAGGGAUUGGCGCGCUGAGGUCCGCUGCUGCCCGCAGCAGCAGCCGUGCAUCAAAGCAACCUUCCCGUCCCUGCAGGGUAGAGAGGUGGCCUACGUCGGCGAGUUGACGGAGCGGCUGCAGGCGCUCGCUCACUCCAUGGACGCCUGCCAAAGGGAAUGGAGCACCUUCAUCAGCGAGAUGCGCUCCAGCUUCAACUUGCUGAACCACUACACGUCGGAGCAGAUGGUGUACCUGAGCCACUGGAUUCACAAAGUGUGUCACUGGGAGGUGCCAGUUCCUCCGCAGUUAUGGCUUUUGCUUUUCCCCAUAAAGCCUCAGUGCACUCUAACUGAUGUCAGAGUCGCUCACGCUAACGCAGCAAGUCGGACCUCAAAGCCCGACCAAGUGGAAAAUGCAGAGUCUGAGGACGAAGAUCAAAAUGUGUCCGUUCCUUGUAUGGACGAAGAGGACAUGAGAGCCCCUGGUGAUAUGAUGGAGUUUUCCUCAGAGGACGAAGAUGACAGUGUAACAAAUUGUGAAGAGGGAUCACUUCUCCAUGCGGACAGUCUGGAAGAGAUGUGGCGUAAGUUCAAGGACGACAUGCCGCAGUACCUCAAUGAGUACCUGGACAUCUCGUCUCUGGGCCACGUCCUGUCGUCCCUCUCUGAAAUGAACCAGGAGCUUGUGAACAGGAACUUUCCUCCAGUCCUCCAGGAGGGAAGGCCCAACCUGUUUUUUUGUCCCGAUGCAGAAGUUUUCACCUCCGUCCUCUCUUUUUACAUGCAAAGUCCAGAGCAGCCUCUGCCAUCUACUGACGAGGUUCUGGUCUGCAGAGAGGAAACCACAGAGGAGGAGGUUCAGAUUUUUCUCCGCCGUGCUCUUGGCAAGGGCGCUGGAAGGAACUGGGGCAAGAUUUACUCUUUGGUCAACCCAGGGCUUCUGGGUUAUGAUGUCAGCGUGGCCCUCGGGGAGCUCUUCGAGUGUCUCGAGAGAAGCGGCAACCCGCAUUAUCGCCUGAUCAUAGUCAGUCCGGUUGAGCACCAGCACAGAUAUGUGCCCUCUUACUUUAGCAAUGACAAAGUACAGGCUGGAGUGAGUCUGACAGCAGAAGCUGCUCGGAAGUAUCUACAUGGCCACUUCACACAUUCACAAAACACGUCCCCGCCGAGCCCUGCCGCACUGGUUUCUCCAGAUCAGCUGUCAGUCUGGACAGUGUCAUCUGUACGCCCAGCAGUUGGGAAAUCCCUCUUUGUGGAGCGUUUGUUUGAGAAGUUCCAGCAGAAAUCUCCCAGAGCAAAUCACAUCAAGAUCAGACUGAUUGAGCCAUCGGUGGAUGUCGACGCUUUGAUCAAGAGUCUGUCGGAGAAACUGGCCCCUUUGAGAGAGCAGGACCCUGUCCUCCUGCACGUCGACACCGCUGGAGUUCGUUCAGGUCUGGAGGAGCUCCUGUUCCAUCUGUUAGUUCUGGGCUGUUUGAGCGAUAGCCAUGGCGUGCUGUGGAGAAGGAAUGUGGCCCAUUUGAUCACCGUUGAAGUCCUGAGAACACACGGAUCCUCUCAGAACCAGCCGAAAGAGAUGAAAUUUGGACUUCUUGACAUUCUGCCUACCAUCCAUUGUAGACCUCCAAAGGAAGUAAAUAAGUUGUUGCCCAGUAGACGUGUGCCGAACACCUUUGAUCCACUCAUGGAUGAGCAGGAGUUCUGCAGUGAGGGGGUUCAACGCCCUUAUCAAUACUUGAAGGUCUACAGCAACAAUCAGACUCUGGACCGUUUUAAGUACAGGGAGGGAUCCAGACAUGGCGACACCAUCGACUGUGUCAAUCAGUUUCUGAAAUACUGUGGAAUGCAAGACCCGUCUUGGGCCGAGCUGAAGAACUUCUCCUGGUUCCUCAAUGUGCAACUCAAAGACUGCGAGAACUCAGUUUUCUGUGAUCCAGAUUUUCUGGCAGAUCAGCUCCCCGGUUUCAAGGGCUUCAUCGUGAAGUUCAUGAUUCUAAUGUCAAGAGAUUUUGCCUCGCCAUCUCUAAAUACAUCUGAUGAAAGUCCCACGCUGCUGGUUGAGGAUGACCUUCUCGCCCGUCUGACUAUUCGUAAGCGUUGGGAAAAUGAGUCUCACCCGUACAUUUUCUUUAAUGCGGACCGAUUCUCAAUGUCUUUCCUCGGCUUUAAUGUGAUACGUCAGAGGCAAAACCGCCUCAAUGCAGUUGAUCCUCAAAGCCACAAGGUCCUGAUAGAAAACGUGAUGUCGCAAAAACUUUUUGAGGAUUUGGAAAGGCAAAGGAUCUCCCUCACUGAAGACUUUGACGGGUUGCCACGUGCGGACAAAAUCAAAAGGAUUUCCUGCGUUGUCGGUGCACAGAAGGGAAUAACGGACAGAGACUUUGAUCCGGACCCAACGUAUGAGCUCACUGCUGACAAUGUGAUGAAGAUGUUGGCCAUACACAUGAGAUUCCGGUGUGGAAUUCCAGUUGUCAUCAUGGGAGAGACCGGCUGUGGGAAAACCAGAUUAGUCCGUUUCCUGUGUGCUCUGCAGAGGGAGGAGAAAGCAGUGGAGAACAUGGUACUUGUUAAGGUACAUGGUGGAACCACAGCAGAGAUGAUCUACAGAAAGGUGAGGGAGGCAGAGAGACUUGCCAGAAACAACCGAAGAAUGCACGAGCUGGACACCAUUUUGUUCUUCGACGAAGCAAACACCACGGAGGCCAUUUUUGCCAUCAAGGAAAUUCUCUGUGACCAAUCGAUGAAAGGGGAACCUCUGAAAGCAGACAGCGGCUUGAAGAUAAUAGCUGCUUGCAACCCUUACAGGAAGCACUCGCCAGAAAUGGUGAAACGUUUGGAACGCGCAGGUUUAGGAUACAGGGUGAAGGCAGAUGAAACAGAAGACCGCCUCGGCAAAGUCCCUCUGCGACAGCUAGUCUACAGAGUUCAUCCUUUGCCUCCAAGCAUGGUUUCUUUGGUGUGGGACUUUGGUCAGCUGAGUGAUUCAACCGAACUUUCCUACAUCAAACAGAUUGUCCAGAGGCAAGUUGUCAACCACUCUCUGCCAAGAGACUGCAAGGACAUCAUUUCAAAUGUGCUGGCGGCCUCCCAGAAAUACAUGCGAAGUCGGAAGAAUGAGUGUAGUUUUGUGAGUCUCAGAGACGUGGAGAGGUCAAUGAAAGUGCUGGUUUGGUUUUACCAGCAUAGCGGGGUCCUUUUUAACUACUGCACAACUCUCACUGAGGGUCAUAAAACACUCAAGUGCUUGAUUCUUUCAGUUGGAGUCUGCUACUACCCGUCUCUGGUGGACAAAGAGCAGUACCUCUCUGUCAUAUGUCAGUACUUUCCAGAACCUCUCUGCUGUUCAACAGCUUUGCAGGAAGAGAUUUCUUCCUGUCAGGACUUCUUUCUUCAGAACAUACAGACAAGGGAGACCAUAGCCAAGAAUGUUGCACUUAAAGAGAACGUGUUUCUCAUGGUGGUUUGCAUUGAGCUCAGGAUCCCACUCUUUCUAGUUGGCAAACCUGGAAGCUCAAAGUCCCUUGCUAAAACAGUGGUGUCUGAUGCCAUGCAGGGCCAGAACUCCCACUGUGAACUAUUCAAGAAGCUCAAGCAAGUUCACAUGGUCUCCUUCCAGUGCAGUCCUCACUCAAGUCCAGAGGGCAUCAUUGGGACAUUCAGGAACUGUGCCCGUUUCCAGAAGGACAAAAACAUGGACGAGUAUGUGUCCGUGGUGGUUCUCGAUGAGAUAGGACUCGCAGAAGAUUCUCCUCAGAUGCCCCUGAAGACCCUUCACCCACUCUUGGAGGAUGGUUGUAUUGACAAUGACAGGCCGGAUCCACACAUGAAGGUUGGCUUUGUUGGCAUCUCCAACUGGGCUCUUGACCCGGCAAAGAUGAACAGAGGAAUUUUUGUGUCGAGACGGGAUCCGAGUGAGGAUGAACUGGUGGAAACCGCAAAAGGAAUUUGUUCAUGCUCAACGCAAAUUCUCCUGCAAAUCAAACACAUGUUCCCAUCUUUGGCCAAGGCCUUCUUGAGCAUCUGUAGUGAGACCACAAAGAAUCAGUUCUUUGGUCUGAGGGAUUAUUAUAGCCUCGUCAAAAUGCUCUUUGCCGUGGUCAAAUCAACGCAACAAGAGCCAGAUGGUGGACACUUGGUAGAGGCCAUCUUGCGUAACUUCAGUGGACAACCAGAGGGAUUUGACCCGGUCAUGUUUUUCCAAGAGGUGGUCCAAAACUUAAUGGAUUUUCCAAGACCAAGCACCUUGCAAAUGGUGAAAAAGAAUCUUGACCACGACACCAGCCAGCUGAGCCGUUACCUCCUUUUGCUGACCACCAACAAUGCAGCUCUCCAUAUCCUUCAACAACAGGUCUUUGCCAAAGGAGGGUAUCCUCCUCCUGAAAUCGUCUUCGGCUCGGGAUUCCCAAAGGACCAAGAGUAUGCCCAAAUCUGCCGUAACAUAAACCGGGUGAAAACGUGCAUGGAGACCGGGCGUACGGUCAUCCUCCUCAACAUGCAAAAUCUGUACGAAAGCCUGUACGAUGCCUUGAACCAGUACUACGUCUACCUCAGUAAGCAGCAGUAUGUCGAUCUUGGUCUCGGCUCUCACAGGGUAAAGUGUCGUGUCCAUACCAACUUCAGACUGGUGGUAGUGGAGGACCAGAAGAAAGUCUAUGAGCACUUUCCUAUGCCCCUCAUCAACAGGCUGGAGAAACACAGGGUGGAUAGGAGCACUGACCUGGAACCCUGGCAGCACAGAGUUCUCCACAAACUCAAGAAGUGGGUGGAGGAAUUCUCAGGUGAUGCCAUGGCGGAUUUCAAGCAAUGGGAAAUUUUUGUUGGCUACCAUGGCGACGCCUGUGCCAGCGCUCUCUUGCAAGCACUUGAGAGGAGAGCACAAAAAGUUGAAGACGCUGCUGUGAGACAACAUCAGCAGAGUGAAAAAGAUGACUCGAUGGAAGAAGAUGAACCAAAAGAAAAACUUGAGGCAAAUUCCAACCUGCAGAAAGAGGUAGCUGAUGAAGAGGAACGAGAAGCCAAGUCAAUGGAUGUUGAUGAUGACGAGAACAAACUGCUGUCUGAAGGCAAAGAGCUGAUGGAGACGGAAGCUGCUGCUGAGGAAACUGAGGAAGAGGAGAUUCUUGAUAUAGCAAAAUGUCUCUUGCUGAACUGUGCCACACCUGAUGCUGUUGUGAGGCUCAAGUAUUCCGAUUUAUCGAACCAAGAGAAGGAGAAACUCCAGAGAAUGUACUUCCAGCAACAGCAUCACCAUUCCCUCCGAAAUUUCCUGGAAGAUUGCCUGAUCCAGCAUCAGGGGUCCACCACAUUUCUGGAGGUAACCACAUUCUCUGGCUUGCUAACCAGAUCAGACGUCAGGGUUGUUGCCCCUGCUUUAGGACUGCAGAGUGAGAGGACUCUGCUGCUCUCGCUCCACCAAUUUGACACCGAGGUCUCUUUCUGCAACAAGAUAAGGGGCUUCCUUCAAGAUGUCAGUCCCGCUCUUCAUGUCCUGUUCAUCCAGAUGGACCUGGAGGAAACCAACUGCAGUGAUGAGCUCAUAGCUUCAGCAAAAUAUUGCACCAUGAACUACUUGAUGUCACUGGAGGGUCCGACCUGUUGGGUGAUUUUCAUUGUGAAGGUUUCUAGGAUCCCGAGUAAAUCUCAGUACAUCGGUUUCCAAGGAGGAGUGUGGCACUCGGUGCACAUUGAUGACCUGAGGGAUUCAGACGACAUGAGCCUGAACCUCUCGGUUUUCUGUGGAACUCUGAUCAGCAACCUACUCCACCCUGCCCUGUCAGAACACCUUGACGAUGGACAAACAGCGUGGACAAGAAGAGACUCUCAGGGAGAUGGAGCCCACCUCCACAGCCUCGCCUUGGUGAGGUCAUGCAUCCAAAAAGCUGUGGGUCUGCUGAGGGAACCCGAAGGCGUGACAUCGCGGAGCAUGCAGCGGAUACACACCCUUCUGACUCUUCUGGGAGCUGGUCAAACGCAAACACAAACUCGCUUUCAGGAGGUGCUGUUGAGCAGAAUGGCCGAGGCUUCGGCACAGAGGGAAGAAGUGAUGUGCUCCCCGAAGGAGUGGGUGAGCAGCGAAGCCAAGAAGCGCCAGGCUCUGCAGGAGGGCGGAACCCUGAGACACACCCUGUGGCGCCGUCUACAGGCCACCGUGACCCCCAUCUUGGCCAGCAUGUUGGAGGUUAUGGAUCGGUUUGGGAAUCUGGACCUGCUGUCCGAUGGCAGACUCAGCCGGGGCCUGAGAGAGCUGUGGUUGGACAUCCUGGCAGAUUCACAGAGUUUAAUCCUAACGUCUCUUCACAACUCAAGUGAGUCGGACCAGGAGGUGCCUGUGCAUCACUUCCUCGUGUUGGAUGGUGCAGAACAAUCCUGCACGGCUCCGUUCAGCUGGCUCGUCAGAACCCACCUGGAAAGCUUGUGGGAAGAAUCAGAAUUCAUGCCAGUAACGACCGAGGACGGCACAGGGAGGAUCCUCCAGUUCGUGAGCACCUUCUCCAGCAGCCGGCUGGGAAGUCACUUCCAGAAGCUCUCGGCCGAGGAGCAGCAGGAGUACGGGCGCCUCUACCUGCAGGACUUCCUGCUGCUCGCCCUGAAGAUCAAGUCACAUGACGAGCUGAGGGUGUUCUCCAGGGCCCUGUUGGGCUGCGUCUCGGAGCUCCAGGCCUCCGUGGGCGCCGCCGCGGAGCUCUCGCCGGCUUGGAUAGCGGCCGCUGGCAAACAGUUCGCCCCGCGACUGGAUUGUCUCCGCCACAUGUUUCUGCUGCAGCCCCAGCUGGCUGCCGCGGUCGCUCAGCAGGGGUCGGAGGGGGAAACCCAUGAGAUGGUGGAGGACAUCGGAGCGCUCGGCGUCUUCGUCGAACAGACUAAACUGCUGAGCGUCGCGUCGCUGCCGGAGUGCGAGUUCUUUGUGGGCCGCGUGGCGUCACUGCAGCCGUGUCUGGACCGAGUGUUCGCCCAGAGAUACAGAACCCUCUGCAGCGCCGGCGGCCUGCAGCGCCUGGACUCCAUCCGGUCUCUGUGGCACGGGAUGCUGGUCGUUGCAUCUUUCGUCCAGCACGUCGUUUUCAGAGUGACACCGAAAGACUCGCGGCUGAGAGAAGUGGCGCUGAAGCACUGCAGCCUUCACCUCAGCCUGAUGCAGGCGUCCCCUGACGUGAGGAGCGUGGACACACUGCAGCAGCUGAUCCGGGUCCUCAAUCGGUUUCACGACGAGUGUAUCGGCCAAGAGCUGCGGUCGGGCACUUCCUGCCCGGUGUGCCUGUCGGAGAUCCAGGAGCCGGCUGUCCUGCCCUGCCAGCACGUCUUCUGCCUGCCGUGUCUCCAGCGCUGCACUCAGGAGCAGAGACGGUGUCCUAAGUGCCGGACGGACCUUCCCCCCGACUUCAGGCCCACUGUUUCUCCCCACGUCAAGGCAGCGCUUCAGGAGCAGGCGUCCGUCAGGGACCGCUGUAACGCCUUCUUCCUGGAGGUGGUGUCCAGGUUCUGUCUCUCCGAGGGACAGACGCCCGGAGACGGAGUGGUGGAGCUGCUCUUCUCCCUGCUGGUCUCCGCUAGCGGCGACGUGUACAGGACCAGAGCGCUCACGCCCUUCCUGGAGUGCGUGGACAACAGCCCGGUGGUGCGCUCAGUGCUGCCCAAGCUGCUGCUGCAGCACAGUUUUGAGCAGGUGAAGACUCACAUUCAGACGUACCUGAAGAACCUGGAGGAGAAUCUUCUGGCCAGAGAUGACCGCACGGAGCUCUACCUGCUGUUUGUCAACUGCUUCCAGGACUCCCUGCUGUGCUCCGAGGCGAAAGGAGCCCAGCGGAACGGAGAGCAGCAGCGACGGGCGGAAAUGGUGUUUCUCUGCAGCGUCGCCGCUGGGCAGACUCCCCGCAGACAUCAGGACCCGGCGCAGUUCCUGCUCAACAUCGCCAGGCUCCGAGUGUGCCUGAGCGAGGCCGCCCGCCUGCUGCAGGGCGCCGCCGGUCAAGGCAGACCACAGGGCGAGGAGGCCCGAUACCUGCAGCAGGUGAAGGCGGCGUGUGAGAGCGGCGCCGACGACUGGCACCGGGUCUACCUGGUGAGAGCCCUGCACAGGCUCUCAGGUGUGGAAUGCAUCCUGUCCCUGAUGAACCAACCGGCCUGGAGAUGGGUGUUCCCCCCCAGCCUGCUCCAGCUGCAGAGGAUAAUUCCUACCAACCUGGACCAGUUCCUCUGCUGCGGGACGGCGUACCGAGACCUGAGGGACGCCGUGGGCCACGUUCUGCUGGAGAAGCAAUCGGACUCCUUCGCGGCACAAAUACAGAAGCUGAGGGCUUCUCACAGCAGUCUGCUGCCUCUGGCUUUGUUCAGACAGGUCACCUGCCGCUACAAAUCACCUGAGCGCAGCGUGCUGCCCCCCCCUCAGGACCUGGCGAGGCUGGAGGAGCUCCUGAAGAGCGUCAAGCCGCCAGAGUUCAGGGACUUCUGCGCCGCGCUUCUGUCCAAUAAGAUCGGCGGGCCGAGCUCGGAUCUCCAGAUCCAUGCGCUUCUUUGUCCUCAGAGACAAACGCUCCUGGAGCUGCUGGUCCACCUGGACUCUGUGGUGCUCAGUGGGAACCCUGUGCUGGUUCCGCUGCAUCAGAUCGCCUGUCAGCCUCAGAAUGUGAAAAAUUAUUUUCUGCCAACGAUGCCCGAUGAUCACAUGAGCGAAGUCAAACAGUGGUUUAGAGACAAAAAGGCGCAGAUGUACUACUGCACUAAUGGACACCCGUGCAUUGUGACAGAGUGUGGCAGACCGGUGGAAAUGAGAGAUUGUCCCGAGUGUGGAGUCCUGAUCGGUGGCGAGCGGCACCAACCGGUAGCAGGAUUCACUGCAGUGCAAAGUGCUCAGGAUCAAACUCGGACGGGACACAUAUUAGGAGACGCCGAGCAGAGGUCUGAAGCCCCCGAGAGACAGAUGACGGUGGCUAAGUCCUGCAUCCUGCGGCUCCUCACGCACCUCGCCAUGCUUCAAGGCGUAGUGAGAAACGACAGACGAGUCGGGGACAUGAUCCACCCGAGGCCCAGGGAUGUCCAGAGCUUCCUGUGGGGACACCUGGAGAAGGACCUCUGUGUGCUGGGCAAGGCGCUGGACCAGAACAUGGACAACACGGCUGUGACGGUUCAUCUGAUUCUCAACACAUGCGCAGAACAGCCAGGUUCCCGCGGAGCUUCUCUGGAUCUGUCGACCAAACAAGGGCGGCAGCUCUGGGAGAAGCUCGUCUGUGACUCCGCCAUCAACCCAGUACUUCAGCAUUUGCAGAUGAAUCUGGCUGAAGCUCAGGACAGAAUCGGUGGUGACGACGGACUUACUGGAAGUCCCCUGAUGACUCUCCUCUCCGGGGAUCCGGGGACCAUGUUGUCCCUCCCCUCCGACUGCCCGACCCAUCGCUCCACCUUCUGGACUCUGCCGGAGUACAUGACAGUGGAGCGCUUCACUCAGCUGGUGGGCGAAGCACAGGGGAGGAUCUCCUUACCGCUGCUGGGCCUGUUCCUCCAGAAGGUUCCCUGCGUGCGGCAGCUCCACCACCUACCUGAGCUGGCCGCGCUGCAGUCCGACCUGCUGAGGGCGGUUCCUCUCAGCUCGCACCCCGCGGAGCAGACCGUGGCUCAGGUGCUGCAGAAGAUACCGGACGGAUGCCAGAAGAAGAGGAUCCUGGAGAGAGUGAAGACCUUCAUGCAUGUGUGGAACUGCCUCAGAGCCGAGGUGGCAAACAGCUCAGCGUACUCGAGUGUGGACGUGGACUUCACAGCCGAGAGCUCCGCAGAGUUUCUGACUCCGAGCCGCCACGGACCGGGAUCGAGCCUCCGGGCUCUGGUGGACUUCCUGCUGGAGACUCACAACAGCCUGGUGAGAGCGAGCCGGCCGGAGGACAGUGAGUACAGUGUUCCUUUAGAGAGCGUAUCAGAGACCCAGCUGACGCUGUGCAGCCCAGAGAGAGAGCUGCUGCCUCUGGUUUUAUCGCACUGCCACUACACGCUGCAGAAAGGAGGGGAGACGGACAGAAGCUACGACCUGCCGGGCAUCCAAACCCAGCUGGCUCGCCGCUUCCUGGCCGGAAAACCACUCAUCCAAGCGGACACCUCCAGGUACCUGAACAGACACCUGCAGGACUUCUCUGUGGUCCUUAACGCGGUCCGGGACAAGAUCCGUCAGGAGCCGCUGAAGGGCUCGGCGAGCAGCGCCACGAGGACGGUGCUGCGGUCCUACACGGACGCGUGCGACGCUGUGCACGUGGUGGAGAUCGGCCUGCGCCUUCUCGGCAAGACGGGCGGAGAUCCGAGGGCUCGGCUGCUGUCCUACCUCGCCGACACGCUGCGGAUGGAAAGGCAGAUUUCCAGCACCGUCACCAAGGCUCUGGGGGAGAGCAGACUGGAACACAGCGUCUUCACCUGGCAGCUCCUGACUUCAUGGAAAUCGGAGCUUAUGCUCAACAGAAAUCAGGACCCGUUUCGGAGGCUCCCCCCCGAGUUCCAGCAGAAGCUGUCUGAGGAAGAGCGGAAAGAGCUGAAGGUCUUCCUCGCCGACGUGGACGUCUGCGCCUUCUCCCGAGAGCUGCAUGAAAUUCUGCUGCUGAAGACGAGCAGCGCCGGGACUGACCAGGGUUACCAGCCACACUGGGACAUCAGGUCCACUUUAGAGGUCCAUUUGGAGCAGAAGACGCCUCCGGUGCUGCUGGGGCUCGAGUCUUUACCAGAGAAAAUCACACUGGGACAAGCGGCCGACGUGUGGAGGGCUGCUGUGGAGUUUAAAAGAAGAUAAAUGAUUUCUGCAGACUCAUUUAAAAAUCCGUUCUAUUUCCAUGAUUUAUUUUUGUUACUGUUGUCAGGAUGAGCUGUCAUUGGGAUAUCAGAAUACUGAAUUCAUUCCACAUCAGUGUGAUUAUUGCUUUGUGUAACGGUUGAUACAAAUGAAUACAUUUAAAGCCCGUUUACAUUCCUGAUGUUACGUGUUGAAUCUGAUAAUGAGCAUUCUGGAAACAAUUAAUAAAACCACUAUAAAACAUC
This is a messenger RNA of Gasterosteus aculeatus aculeatus (three-spined stickleback), 15645 nucleotides long. It is a transcript of the gene rnf213b, whose product is annotated as ring finger protein 213b. Gene Ontology annotation, molecular function: ubiquitin-protein transferase activity; ATP hydrolysis activity. NCBI's taxonomy places the organism in Eukaryota, Metazoa, Chordata, Actinopteri, Perciformes, Gasterosteidae. Gene Ontology annotation, cellular component: cytosol; membrane; nucleolus. Gene Ontology annotation, biological process: sprouting angiogenesis; ubiquitin-dependent protein catabolic process; negative regulation of non-canonical Wnt signaling pathway. The record is from RefSeq and is a predicted model, not a curated record.